Phalacrocorax carbo (great cormorant) is the source of this 931-nucleotide messenger RNA. The record is from RefSeq and is a predicted model, not a curated record. NCBI's taxonomy places the organism in Eukaryota, Metazoa, Chordata, Aves, Suliformes, Phalacrocoracidae.
UACUUUCUUUUGAUUAGGAAGAAGUCUCUGCAGCGAUGUCGGAGACCGCUCCCGCCGCCGCUCCCGCUGUCGCGGCCCCCGCCGCCGCCAAGGCCGCCGCCAAGAAGCCGAAGAAGGCGGCGGGCGGCUCCAAAGCCCGCAAGCCGGCGGGCCCCAGCGUCACCGAGCUGAUCACCAAGGCCGUGUCCGCCUCCAAGGAGCGCAAGGGGCUCUCCCUCGCCGCCCUCAAGAAGGCGCUGGCCGCCGGCGGCUACGAUGUGGAGAAGAACAACAGCCGCAUCAAGCUGGGGCUCAAGAGCCUCGUCAGCAAGGGCACCCUGGUGCAGACCAAGGGCACCGGCGCCUCCGGCUCUUUCCGCCUGAGUAAGAAGCCGGGAGAAGUGAAGGAAAAAGCCCCCAAGAAGCGGGCGGCCGCUGCCAAGCCCAAGAAGCCGGCAGCCAAGAAGCCCGCCAGCGCCGCCAAGAAGCCCAAGAAAGCGGCGGCAGUGAAGAAGAGCCCCAAGAAAGCCAAGAAGCCGGCGGCUGCCGCGACCAAGAAAGCUGCCAAAAGCCCCAAGAAGGCGACGAAGGCUGCCAAGCCCAAAAAGGCGGCGGCAGCAGCAAAGAGCCCGGCCAAGGCGAAGGCGGUGAAGCCCAAAGCAGCCAAGCCCAAGGCGGCCAAGCCGAAAGCGGCCAAGGCGAAGAAGGCGGCGCCCAAGAAGUGAAGUGUUCAAGUGGAAAUACUUAAACCCAACGGCUCUUUUAAGAGCCACCCACUAUUGUCCAAAAAAGGGCUGAUACACUCCAUCACCGAGCUCCGUGCAUGCAGCAGAGCUAACCACACGCCACUGCCUAUGUGGGACAUUCGGUCUGUGAAGUGGAUGGGACGCUAAUCUUCCGGCCGUGGUUACGCUAAGACUUGGAAAAAUAAAGUUUACAUUCCCUGCGAAAA